AUGAAGUCGUAUUCAUCUCCACCGCCAGAGCGUGUCGGUGCACGUUUGUAUUUCAUUGGCUUUCCUGAGGACGUGGAACCUCGGCUCUUUCUUGAGAUGGAACAAGUAUCAAGCGUAGCUUUACAGAUUCUUUUCCCCCUACUGGUUGAGAUUGGGUUCCAAGCUGAGAAAAAACCAUGGCUACAUCCAGGCGAACGGGAUUCCGUAGCCAUCUACAUCGACGCCUUUGCGACACAAACAUUCAUCGAUAGGGUUUUGCGCCAUCAGCCAGAGAGCGAAGUCAAUCAAGUCGCAACGCUGCAUCUCCAGAAGGGUCUCACUCUUCUCCGUGAAAGAAUGGGUGGACUUGACGACGAGGCAAAGAUCUCAGAUGCUACGAUCGGCGCCGUCUUGGAUUUGGCUACUGCUGCGCUUUUCCAUGGGGACGCCAAUACAGCCAAGCAGCACAUACGGGGCCUGGGGAAGAUGACGGAUUUGAGAGGCGGGCUGAAAGCAUUCGAUACUAAUCCGGGGCUUCUGAUGGAGAUCUUGAGAUGUGACAUGAGCAUUGCAUUGUUCACAGCAAAUGAACCCGUCUUCUGUUGUCGAGCGGGCUCAAAGCUGCCCGAUUUCCCAGACCAGGUGCUCUCGAGCUUCGACUCCACCGAGUGUCCCGACUUCCUCAACGCCCUAAACCCCAACCUGGCCGAGGUAUGGCGUGUCACAAGGAAGUUCUGCCUUUUGGUCAACCUUGCCACGCAGACACGAAGACAGUUCCACCCCUCCCUGAUAUACGAUUCCAUGACCUCGAUCAUGUACCGCCUCCUCCGCAUGGUCUUCACGAACGGGUCAUGCGACGAGACGUUACGACUGGGUCUCUUAGUCUUCACGCAACACAUCUUCCUGCAGGGACAGCAGAUUAGGCUUCCCAGCCAACCCUUAUCACAGUGGUACCGAAUACAUCUCAGAGCCAUUGAUAGCCAAAGGGCGCCGACGCAGAUCACGCUGUGGUUGCUGAUGGUGGGUGCUAUUUCCUUAUACAGCGUCGCUGAAGAAGCAUGGCUGGGUGAAAGUCUUAGAAGAUGCAUGGAGAGAUGCAACGUAGGAUCAUGGAAGGACUUGCAGUAUGUCCUGAAGUCGUGCAUGUGGAUCCCGGCUCUGGAUGAUCGGGUAGGGCAGCAGAUUUAUGAGUCGAUAUUACCUAGUUAA
Messenger RNA from Didymosphaeria variabile, 1188 nucleotides. RefSeq lists its product as uncharacterized. The transcript has 3 exons. The record is from RefSeq and is a predicted model, not a curated record. Bases 1 to 1188 code for a protein of 395 amino acids. Lineage: Eukaryota; Fungi; Ascomycota; Dothideomycetes; Pleosporales; Didymosphaeriaceae.